Rhipicephalus sanguineus (brown dog tick) is the source of this 477-nucleotide messenger RNA. RefSeq lists its product as uncharacterized. The coding region runs from base 1 to 477 and encodes 158 amino acids. NCBI's taxonomy places the organism in Eukaryota, Metazoa, Arthropoda, Arachnida, Ixodida, Ixodidae. The record is from RefSeq and is a predicted model, not a curated record. The transcript is spliced from 4 exons.
AUGGCCACCCUAGGUGCCCGCGCCAGUGCAGUGAGCAACGGUGUGGACGUCGACGGCUGUGAAAGUGCUGACAACAAUUUGGGUUUCGAACGCUCCUGCACGUGGGAGCCCGGUGAGAAGCGAUGCUGGAUUGUUUCCGACUUCGACCUGUGGAACCGCAUCCUUGCCCGAAACAACGUCAAAAUUCGAGAGUACCAGUGGGGCGAGAUUUCGCUCGAGAGCUACCAGUGGCCCGCAGGCAAACCUGAUGUGCUGGACAUGCUUCGUGCUUCUCUGCUCAUCCAUCUGCUGCUUCGACAACACAGGUGCGUGGCAUACAUUUACUUCGAUAUUACAACAUAUAUGGAGAAGCUCGUCGUUUGGCACGCCCUCAAGACUGGCGCCGUGGGUGUCUAUCGACUGGAAUGCAAGCUCUGGCUCCUCGAUGUUCCCGGCUCGCAUCAUCCGGUGCAACAAGCAACCGCAGCAAAUUGUUGA